Messenger RNA from Equus quagga, 4889 nucleotides. RefSeq names its product E2F transcription factor 5 (gene E2F5). The transcript is spliced from 7 exons. The record is from RefSeq and is a predicted model, not a curated record. Gene Ontology annotation, molecular function: RNA polymerase II cis-regulatory region sequence-specific DNA binding; DNA-binding transcription factor activity, RNA polymerase II-specific; protein dimerization activity. Gene Ontology annotation, cellular component: RNA polymerase II transcription regulator complex. Bases 3567 to 4433 code for a protein of 288 amino acids. Gene Ontology annotation, biological process: regulation of transcription by RNA polymerase II. NCBI's taxonomy places the organism in Eukaryota, Metazoa, Chordata, Mammalia, Perissodactyla, Equidae.
CCCUCCUUCUACGCUUUCUUGAAAUCUCUCCAUUAAGGCUUCCGACUCCAUUUGACUCUGCCAAAACAGCUCUGACCAAGGUCACCAAGGAUCCUUGCAAAGUCCCAUCCACUGAUGGGUCUCAGUGCUCAUCUGACUCGUCUUGACAGCGGUACAUGACAUGGUUGCUCUUUCUUACCCUCCUCCCUUCAUUUCCAAGACCGCACUCUUCCUGCUUCUCUUCUGUGGCAGGUCGCUCCUUGUUUCCCAGACCUUAAUCACUGCAGUACCCCAGGGUGGGUGGGCCCUUGGACAUCUCUUUCCAUGCUUACCUCCUAGGUGAACCCAGUGGGUUCCAUCCUGUGUCCUGGAAUGUCUUUUUACUGAUGACUAGCAAAUUCGCGUCUCCAGCUUGGCUGUCUCCCCUAACCCACACACUCUCAGGUCCAGUGGUCUUUUUUGAUUUCUCCCCUUGGAUGACAUUCUGAAAUCCAAGUCCGCAGCCAAGCUCCUGAUUUCCAGUGCCCCAAACCUGUUCCUCCUGCCGUCUUCCUCAUCUCCAGGUGCUCCUGUCAAAAACUGUGGAGUCACCCUCGACCCCUCUCUGACUCAGGAUCUGCGGCUUGCCAUACCUUCCUAAUAGAUCCAGAAUCCCACCGUCUCUCACAACCUCCACAGCUACCCCCUUCAUCCAAGCCACUACUGUCUCUUGGAUGGAUGAUUGCCCUUGCCUUCUCAUGGCCUCCUUUCUUCCACCCAGAGCAGCCGGACAGAGCCUUUUAAAUGUGGAGUCAAAUCACUGUGUGCUCACAGCCCUCUUGUGCCUGUCUAUUUCCCUGGGACUAAAAGCUGAAGUCUUUAUUUACAAUGGCUGCAAGACCCCGGUGAUCUGGCCCUUUGCUAUCUCCCCGACAUUGUCAUCAUCUUCAUCUCCCUGUCUGUCUGUCUGUCUGUCUGUCUUUUCCCCUCCCUCCCGCCUCUCUUCCUCCUACUCUUCCCAUCCUCAGCAUUCUCCCUCACACUCACUGUUCUGGCCACCCUGGCCUGCCUGUCUUUCCUUGAAGGAACUAAGCCUGUCCCCUGACUUCAGGGCCUUCACCAGCUGCUUCUGCCACCUGUUCACAGGGGUCACUUCCUCCAUUCUGUUCAAAUGUGACCUUAUCAGCGAGCUCUUCUCUGAAAACCCCGUUAAAUGUAGCCCCUUCCUACAUACAUGCCUCCUGACAUAAUUAUUAGUAUGUUAUUAGCCCCCCUCUCCUCUGAGCACAGGGACUUUGUUCUGUCACUGCUGUGUCCUUAAGACCCAGAAUGAGCCUGGCACAUCUUGUAGGUGCUGAAUGAAUGAAUGAAGGGGGUGUUGAUUCAUUGUAUGAGUCUAUUAAGUAUGAAAGUCUUGGGAUACUUAAUAAAAGUUUUUAAGAAUUCACGUGCAACUUUUUAAAACGCUACAUCAAACAUGGUAGAUACAUAUACACACAAACUCUAAAUCUUACCCAGUGUCCCCUGUUUCAACCUGUAUUUCAUGAUGAGGCUGUUACUUUACCAACAUUUAAGUAUUAAUUAUGCAGCAGACGUUGUGCUAAGACUAUCCAGUGUAAUCCCCACAAUUCAGCAUAUGUUAUUAUCCCAUUUUACAAAAAAAGAAAUGAGGGUUAAUGAGUUUGAGGCCAACUGGUGACAGGAAGUGGCAGCCCAGGGGCUGGCUUGUGGUGUGCCAGACCCCAGAGCCUGACUCCAGAACAUGUGGGCUGCCGGACUACAAGCCUCCUGGACAUCCUUUCUAAGUGAUGUGCUCUCUACACGGGGGCCGUUUAUAUACCUAGUUAGAAAAGCAUUUAAAAAAUAAUAUUUAGUUUUGGAAAUCAAAGGUUAAAUUUGGAAAUUGUUAAGCAGUAAUAAAUUAUAAACAAGAUAGUUUUUAAAAAUUUUGAGCCGAGUGAUAUGGCAUGGCUCUCUGCCUAAUGACCUAGGAUAGCUGCUGUGCUCGGGUGCAUACAAACACGUUCUCAUCCCGUGGCAGUGAGCUGUUGCUAUGGUGGCGAACGCUUUUGUGUCUGAGCACAUGGAUACGAAUCACGCAGAGCCGGCUUGGGGUGUUCUGGGCUACUUGUUACUAGGACCUCUUCAGAGGAAAGUGAGAAAUGAAUCCGCAACUCCAGAUUUUUAUGGUGAACUUUGCAGUAGACUAUUGCUGUUCAGAGAAACAGCCUCAGACUCAAGAACAGAAACCGUGAAGGCAGAUAAAACCAGGAGGGAAUUUCUAAGAACAAGAGAAGAGGCUAUCGAUGAAACCAUGCCUAGACCUGCUUUUGUUCUGGUGCUCUAGAAGAGAUGGGCCAAGUUAGAGUUGGGGACUCAAAGAGCCCCGCUUUCCAGUGCUUGCUUCUCUCUGCCACGUCCUACUGACUCUCCUGGUCCGCUGUUUGAGGCCAGAAUCCCCUUCCUGAAGACCUGAAGGAUUGGACAAUAGCAACCUAGUAUUUUUGUUAGCACGACAAUUGAUGGAAUUGACAUUUCCCUUGAAGUGUCCGAAUGCCUGUGCAGUGAGCAGUAGCUGUUAUCACACUUGCUCCCCAUGGAUGGAAGGUCCAGAUUACAAACAGUAUGCUGUCCUGGGUUUUUGUAGGAGCUGUUUUUUUUUUUUUUUACAGAAUCAAGAAAGUAGUGAUAGCUGGUAACCAAUUGUAUGAAGCUAAAUCCUAUUCAUUAAUUUAGAUGUUGUGCUGAAUAUUGUCACUGAGGACAUAAAUGUGUUUUUUCAUUACUACCAUGAAACUUAAAAUGUGACUCCACACUCAAGAUAGUUUGGUGUCUAAUCCACUCUGAAAAACGACUGUAGGCUAACCUCUUCUUAGAGGUUCUAUUUGUUCUGUUGGGAAACUAAUGUCAGAAAUGUGAGUUGGAACUAAUUAGAGGGACUGUACAGUGUUCUUCAAUUCACUCAUAACAUGAUAGCAUGAAAUAUUUUGUUGAUUUUAUCUGAUGUGGAUGAAACUACCAAGCUUUUGUGUAAUAGUUGCUAGUACCACCACCUUGUGCCAUAGAUUUUGAUUUCUUGUUGACUUUAUGCUUUGUGUUGGGAUGGCAUGAUUCAUUCCUUUGUUUUCGUUGUGAGUUUGAAAAAUGCAGAUCGUGUAUUUCAAAGUAUUGCAGUGUGUGUAUAAUUCAGAAUUUCCCCCCAAGGAUGUUGACUUCAUUAUUCAAAAAUUUGCUGAGAUAGAAUUUUUCAAGUUUCAAAAAAUAAUUAAGGCUCUCUUUAGACAAGACUGCUUGUGAACAGAGAAAUAAGAUAGAAAGUGACAUGGGUGAGCAAUUAAGACUCCUCCUCAGGAUUAGUCCAUAAGGUGACGUGAAGUAUUCUUAUUGUGUUCUUUUAUUUUCAUGGGCUUUGUGUCAUGACCUCUUCAUUUUUUUCCCCAUUCCAACAGCUGCUGGCUUUUAAAUGGAAUAAUUUCUUUGGUAUUUGCAAUGUUUGAGAGAUGCUUUGAACAUACCCAGCCAUUGUUCCCAAGCAACUGACUGGGUCAAAAUUGGGAUUUGGCCCUCACGCUGUGAACUUAAUAACCAACCCUUUUUUGCUUUAAAAUAUGAAUUGUAAUUUAUUUCAUUGUUCUUUGUUCUUUCUUCCUUCCUUUUUUUUUAAACAGGCUGCAGAUACUUUGGCUGUGAGGCAAAAAAGAAGAAUUUAUGACAUCACCAAUGUCUUGGAGGGAAUCGACCUGAUUGAAAAAAAGUCAAAAAAUAGUAUCCAAUGGAAAGGUGUAGGUGCUGGCUGUAAUACGAAAGAAGUCAUAGAUAGAUUAAGAUAUCUUAAAGCGGAAAUUGAAGAUCUAGAACUGAAGGAAAGAGAACUUGAUCAGCAGAAGUUGUGGCUACAGCAGAGCAUCAAAAAUGUGAUGGACGACUCCAUUAAUAAUAGAACGUUUUCCUAUGUAACACAUGAAGACAUCUGUAAUUGCUUUAAUGGUGAUACACUUUUGGCCAUUCAAGCACCUUCUGGUACACAGCUGGAGGUACCUAUUCCAGAAAUGGGUCAGAAUGGACAAAAGAAAUACCAGAUCAAUUUAAAGAGUCAUUCAGGACCUAUCCACGUGCUGCUUAUAAAUAAAGAGUCCAGUUCUUCUAAGCCCGUGGUUUUUCCGGUCCCCCCACCUGAUGACCUCACACAGCCUUCCUCUCAGUCCUCGACUCCGGUGACUCCACAGAAAUCCAGCACGGCGACUCAGAAUCUGCCUGAGCAGCACGUGUCUGAAAGAAGCCAGAAUCUUCAGCAGACACCAGCCACAGACUUAUCUUCGGGAUCUAUUAGUGGAGAUAUCAUUGAUGAGUUAAUGUCUUCUGAUGUGUUUCCGCUCCUCCGGCUCUCCCCCACCCCGGCAGAUGACUACAACUUUAAUCUAGACGAUAAUGAAGGAGUGUGCGAUCUGUUUGAUGUCCAGAUACUAAAUUAUUAGAUUCCACGGCAACUCGGGACUCUUAUCUACCUCUAACUGUGUAACCUUUUAGACUUCUUAAUAACCUAAGUAUUUAAAAUAAUGAAUGUAACACCUUUUUAGUUCACUGAUUCUGAAGUGUUCUUCCCUAAUACUUUCUCUUUUUUACUUCACAAAACUUCAACCAUCAAACAAAGGGCUCUGCUUCAUGAUAAAAAGUGAUUAAAUAGCCACCAGCCCCCCACCACCCUUAAGUAAUCACAUUCUGGGAUUUCAACUUUUCUUCUAAUUCUGAAUCCUUCUGUUUUUUUCCUCUUAGAAGAGGAGAGUUAAAGUAGACUUAAGGUCGUCAAAAACAGAAAGUUUGGCCAAGGGCUCAUCACUUGUCUGUCUUACAUUUUUACUGCCAUGAAACUGUCCCCAUUUCUGUGUCCUCCACGCCAGACAUUCACUGCCACUUCUAAAGUGAAGGAUGUA